AUGGCAGUACCAAAGAGAGACGCAAGUUUCAAUCAACUUCUGGAAUAUUCCAAAAAACAUUUAACUGACGAAGAAUCAAUCACUACAACCUACGGAACCCCUGUGCCCGAAAAAGACGCCAGUUUGACAGUAGGAUACCAUGGCCCUGUGUUGCUUCAAGACUGGUUUGCCAUAGACCAGCUAGCGCACUUCGCCAGAGAACGAAUCCCAGAGAGAGUCGUUCAUGCACGAGGUGCUGGAGCAUUUGGCUACUUCGAGGUUACUCACGAUAUUACCCAAUACACAGCGGCGUGUGUAUUUUCAGAGAUCGGGAAAAAGACACCAAUGGCUGUCAGAUUCUCUCAAGUAGCUGGCGAACUAGGUUAUCCGGAUACCGUUCGAGAUAUACGAGGGUUUGCUCUUAAAUUUUAUACUGAAGAUGGAAUAUGGGACAUAACAGGAAACAACCAACCUGUUUUUUUUGUGAAAGACUUCGUGAUGUUUCCCAAUCUCAUACACGUCAUGAAAAGGAAUCCAAAGACCCAUAUUAGGCCUGACUAUGAUAUGUUCUGGGACUUCCUUACUUUGAGACAAGAAACCACUCACACCACGUUGAUAUUUUUCUCUGACAGGGGAAUACCAGAAAGUUUUAGAAAGAUGCACGGAUUUGGCGUUAACACUUACGCCUUCGUCAACUCCGAAGGAAAAUUUAACUAUUGCAAGUUCCAUUGGUUAUCUAAUCAAGGUAUCGCAACUCUAACAUCUGCAGACGCCCAAAGAAUAGGCGGCAUAGACCCAGACUACCACAUAAGAGAUCUAUACAACGCUAUCCACGACGGCGAUUAUCCGUCCUGGAAUUUCUACAUUCAGAUCAUGUCUCCUGAACAGGCUGCAAAGAGCGAGUUCGACCCAUUCGAUGACACCAAAGUUUGGCCACACGGGCAAUAUCCACUCAUUCCCGUGGGAAAAUUGGUAUUGAACAGGAAUCCUGAGAACUAUUUCGCCGAAGUCGAACAGAUCGGUUUUGACCCAGCACAUUUAAUUCCAGGAAUUGAGCCAUCUCCGGAUAGAAUGUUGCAAGGCCGCCUCUUCGCAUACGGCGACACCCAUCGCCACCGUCUAGGCCCCAACCACAUCCAACUCCCAGUGAACUGCCCCUUCAGCAUUCACAACUACGAGCGAGACGGUUGGGGUACCAUCCACAGCCAAGGUGGAGCUCCCAACUACCACCCCAAUAGUUUCAGAGGUCCAGAAAACGACAAAAGGGCCAGGGCUCUAACUCCUCACUUACCUCUCAACGGGGUUGCUAAGAGGAUUGACAGUGGAAACGACGACAACUUUACCCAGGCUAGAGUCUUGUAUCAGAGGGUUUUGAAACCUGACGAAAGAGCAAGACUGAUCCAGAAUAUAGUCACCUGGUUGACCCCUACUACGAGCAUUCUGCAGGAAAGAGCCAUAGCGUUGUUCUCGAACGUUGAUGAGAGUUUUGGCAAGAAGAUUAGGGAGGGGUUGAAUUCGUUGUCUUUGGAACAACAUGUUGUUUUAUAAACUAAUGAGUUUAUUAGAUAUCUUAAAGAUCAAAGUAGCCUAGGAUUUAAGAAAGAAAUUUAUUAGCUUGGCUUUGUAGGCCUUUGUGGCAGUUGUCAAUGGUUGAAUGCAAUUUUCAUAUAUAUUUUUAAAUGCCUUGAAAUAACAUAUUAUAAUCUUCUGCAAUCAUAUAGUGGAAGCAUUAGAAAUAUCGUGGAGGUUGUUAACUACAAUUUGGCGCACAAAAUAAAUGUUUUAAAAGGGUGUUAGCUGUAGUGACGUCAUUUAGUGCGAUCGAAAAUCGAGAACAUGAAUGAUAGGAACUAGCCGUCAGCAUCAUUAUAGUAAGUAACAAGAACCUAGACACAGCCAAUUUAAAGUUCGUUCGGAGUUUCCCGCACAAGUGUUUCUUUAGAUCCGUCCCGUCAGCAUGGAAAUUAUAUACUAGACAGCAGCCGGACGAAAAGUAGAUAGUGUUGUAAUUCGCACUAAAUGACGUCACAAUGCAUUCUUGAUCACGUGACAAAAUUUAAAUUUUUAGAUAGUUUGAAACAUUAUUGAAUUUGUAGCAUUAAAGGAAUUGUUUUUUACCACUAUCAUUGUCAGUUGUUGUCGGUUAUAGACUAUAAAUUGAUGCAGCUCUAAAAGGAAUUAAAUUUUCAUGCAAGCUGCAUAUUUCUGGGCUGCUUACAUCUUCAGUUAAGACUUCUUGAUGGUGCUAGAGUUUCCCCUGAAGAGAACGGUACGUUUUUAGAAACUCAAAGAAAAUCUAAACCGAUGACUUGGCAACUACUUUUGAGAUUGUUUAAAAACAUUUAUUGUCGUGAAAUAACAAAUAUUUGAAAAUAUAUAUGACUAAUAUUUUGUAGUAGAUUAAUUUGUAUUAUCGUAUAUUUUGUAAAAGUUUCUUCAUUUCGUUCAUUCUCGAUGGCUUGUAAAAUUGUUACAAAAUUGAGGUGUAAAACAGGCAGCAAACACGACCAUGUUUGUAACUUUGUAAUAAUCAUACCCGAUAAUUUUAUUUGACAAGUGUUGAAACACUAUGAAUACAUCUUCUCUUUAAAAAUGAGUUCUUUGGUCUCUAGAACCAUAAUUGACUUAUUAAUAAUUAUUAGAAAACUGAGGUGGAUGUUUGCUCUGAUAGUUUUCGCCUAUACCUCAGUUUUCCAAUAAUUUUGCUUAGAACAAUUUACAUAAGUUAUUAAAAAACUAUCUAAAUAUUGUCAAACUAGUCAAUAAAAAACUUUAACAGCUAAAAAUGAAAAAAUAUUUGUAGGGACCAAGUUAAAUGGAAAAUGUCAAAGCAUAUAUGGGUUACACUUGAGCAAAUAAACCAAAAACUAAAGGUAAAAACAACAAGGUUAUUGUAUGAAAAAAAUCUUAAUGGAAUGUUUUUCUUUCUUAUUAUAAAUAAAAUCCGGUUGCAAUAAU
Molecule: messenger RNA, 2937 nt
Organism: Anoplophora glabripennis (Asian longhorned beetle)
Lineage: Eukaryota; Metazoa; Arthropoda; Insecta; Coleoptera; Cerambycidae
Product: catalase
Exons: 6
Coding region: 1-1527 (508 amino acids)
Biological process (GO): response to hydrogen peroxide; hydrogen peroxide catabolic process
Cellular component (GO): peroxisome; cytoplasm; mitochondrion
Molecular function (GO): catalase activity; heme binding
Source: RefSeq, a predicted model, not a curated record